CGAGGCUCUUCUUGUGUUUUUUAGUUGAUUACUUUUCUCUGCGUCUCUGUCUCUCUUUAUUUUCUCCUUUUUCUUUUUUCUCUUUCCUUUGCAAAAUUGCAAUUUAGAGGGCUGAAAGUGAAUAAAGAGAGGAAGUGACAGUGAAAACUGACGGCAAGAAUGAAAACCCACUAACAGAAAGUGAAAGUUGAUGGAUAAAAAGGAGUUCUAGUUAUUGUGUUAUGGCUUUUUUCUUUUCUUUCUUUUCAGGUAUUGGCAAAACAAUUUAGUCAUAUCUGCCUCAAACCCUGGAUCUUUUGUGCAGAUAGAUUAACUGCUUUCCUUUUUUUCUUUAUAUUGAAGUAUUUUUCUUCAUGUUUUCUGCUGAUCAUUUUAGCUUGCAUGCCGGCUAUUUUAAUGGGAAUUGAUUCUUUGUGCUUGUGAAUGGAAUAGCAGAAAAAGACUAACAAAAGAGACAAUAGAUAGCGCACCUCAGUUUUUAUUUUCAACACCCUGUAAUGGAGGCUACAGAGAUUUAGGAAACAUUUAAAUUCCCCAAGUGCGUGUUUCUGUGAUUAUCGGUGAAUUGUUUUCUGGUUUCUGCACAUGGAUAGUGUUCUUGGGGAGUGAAAAAGAAAAGAGUAUUUUUGCUCCACUUUGGACCCUGUAAUUAGUAGCAGCAACUUUUGGUAAUCACUUGGAUAGACUAACUCCAACAAAUUCAGUGGCUUUGAGGUGCUAAGAAUUAUCCAACAGAGAAGGAAGUUAUGCUCAGGAAUAGAUCUAGAGCAGUGACCAGCAAGCAAGCUUUAAUGACUGAUCACAGCUCCCAUUCGCCUUCUACCCAGAAUCACACAAAACCCAUUCCAUCUUUCUUUGGCUCUCCAAGGUUCAAAGGUUUCACAUUUAAGAGAUCUCCUGAAGCUGAACCUGUGAUUAGUCCUACCUCAAUUCUUGAACCAUUCUCUUCUUUCAAAAAUCCUUUUUGCCACGACACAAACCAACCUAAAUCCCCGAGAGUUUCUUCAGAAAAUAAAUAUUCAUGGGACAAAUUAGACUCUAAAGGCAUAGCUGUUGCACUCAUUGAUGAGGAAAAACCCAAUGAACAGAACAAUAGCAAAAAAAUUUCUAAACCCAGUAACAAAAUGGUCCUGUAUGGCACAAAGCUUAGGGUCCAAAUUCCACCACCUGCAAACUUUAUGUUCUCUGCAGCUGACUCGCCCAUAUCCCCAGGCGAUUUUGGAAUUAAAACCAGGAAUGCUCAAUUAUCGGGAUCUGGGUCUGGCAUCCAAACAAAGGAGUCACCUGGAGUGUUCACAGGAUGUGUACCCAUGAGUGAGUUGGAGCUUUCUGAGGAUUAUACAUGUGUAAUAUCAUAUGGUCCUAAUCCAAAAACCACUCAUAAAUUUGGUAACUGUGUUUUGGAGAACUACUGUUCUUUGUCAGACAAGUCCAACUCUGCCCCAAACAACUUCCUUAGCUUCUGCCACAAAUGCAAGAAGAAUCUGGAACAGAAAAUUGACAUUUUUAUUUACAGAGGUGAAAAGGCAUUUUGCAGCCAAGAAUGUAGGUACCAAGAGAUGAUGUUAGAUGGAAUAGAGAGUUGAGAAUUUGAUGGUUGCUUAUAAAGAAGUGUUCCUUGCUUUUCUUAUAAGAGUUUUGCCAUUCUUGGAUGAUUAACAGUUGAGAACAAUCAAAUUGUAAAACCAAAGUUUGGCUUUCUUAUGUGGGUUUUACCUUUUUUUUCUUUUCUUUUUAAUCCCUUUCUUUUUUAACCCUCUCACCUGCAGAUAGAGAUAAGAGAGGAUGAGAUAUUGUAGAGUGGAAUUUAUUUCAAGUGAUGACUUAUUUUAUAGCUUCCUAA
Messenger RNA from Ricinus communis (castor bean), 1843 nucleotides. Its product is annotated as FCS-Like Zinc finger 8. Lineage: Eukaryota; Viridiplantae; Streptophyta; Magnoliopsida; Malpighiales; Euphorbiaceae. Bases 747 to 1586 code for a protein of 279 amino acids. The record is from RefSeq and is a predicted model, not a curated record. The transcript is spliced from 3 exons.